CGCCGCUCACAGCUAGACAAGUGAAAAUUGAUUCUGAAUUUUAUGAGUUUUAUUGAAAUUUAUGCCCUAACUAUUUCGCCUCUUCUUUUGCCUAUUUUAUAAUUUCUCCUACGCUCUAACCAUACCCUGCGCAACAACACGUGCCAGCUACAUCGGUUGUACACGGAACCCCGCUACGUGCUCUGAACUCCAUCCGGUGUGCUCAACUGCCCUUCGUCUUACCCGACACCUUAUCUUGCUUCCUCAGUUUGAGCAGCCAUACAAUACUAAUUCGGAAUACGAAUUUCACAGCGUCCUCUCUCAUUAAACAGGGACAGUAAAACACGAAAAUUCUCUUCUAGACUGUGUUUCUCGUCUACCAAUAGCAUAAGCUUGUAAUAUACUGGCGUUUGCUCAACGCACGUUCAUUCGGUGUGCUAUCAGAACUUGGGAGCUACCCCUCGCGACGAAGUUUUCCCAGCCUUAGAGAAAUACAAAGAGAGAGAGACAACGAUUCAAAAUGGAUACACUACUAACCGCGGAGAUCGCAGCGAAUGCCCCGCGCUACCGUCGAAAGAGCUCGACCUUUAUUGAUGGCAUUCAUGAUGUGACUGAUGGACAGGCUAUGGCGCCUGCGCAGCUAUAUUCCACCAUGUCUGGCCGCCUUUUCCAUUCUGGAAGAAUAGCUAUUGCCAUGGUUGGCCCACCUGCUCGCGGCAAAACUCAUAUUUGCGUUUCUCUUGCUCGCUAUCUUCAGUGGCUCGGUGUCAAGACUCGCAUUUUUCACCUCGGAGACUAUCGUCGCGCCACUAUUGGACCAGAAAGUGCUGUUCCAGAGGACUAUUUCUUCCAGGAUGCCUCGCCUUCAUCAGUCAUUCUCCGACAAAAGAUUCUGAAGAAAUGCCGCGAAGACAUCUAUGCGUGGUUAAACCAUGAGAAUGGCCAAGUCGCUAUUUAUGAUGCCGUCAACCCCAGCGCUAGUGGGAGAAGAUCAUUGGCAAAGGAGUUUGCCAAACACGACGUUCAGACCCUAUUCAUCGAAUCAUUCGUAGACAAUGAGCGAAUUCUUCAAGAAAAUGCCCGGAAUGUCAAGAUUUCUUCCCCAGAUUUUGCUGGCAUGGACCCUGAUGAAGCUGCAAAAUUGUAUCUCAAGCGUAUUGAAGUACGGAUUCCUUCUUUUGAGACCAUGGAAGAGCCCGAACUCAACUACAUCAAAAUGAUCAACGCCGGCGAAAAGUUCUUUUACAACAACGUCAGCUUCAACUACCUCUCCCACCGAAUUGUCUUUUACCUCACCAAUCUUCACAUCAAGGCCCGCACGACGUACUUUGUCCGAGCUGGCAUCACUACCGAUGAAGAUUCUCUUAGAGCUGAUGCACCUCUUUCAGAGAGCGGGAAAACAUAUGCUCAGAAGAUGGCUGAUACUCUAUUGAAACAUCGUGAGCAAGAACAUCGUGAACUAGUCGAAAAGACUGGCUCUCAGGAAGCGUUGCGACCUCUGUCAGUCUGGACAUCAACACGUUUGCGCACCAUUCAGACAGCCGAUGUCUUGAAAGAAAAGGGUUACAAGGUCAAACAGCGAUCACAAAUGAGCCAACUGAAUCCCGGCAUCUGCGAAAGAAUGUCUGAGCGAGUCAUUCGACAACUCUACCCCGAUGAGGUAGAAAAGCACGAGUUGGACCCAUACCAUCAUCGGUACCCCCGUGCGGAAUCUUAUCACGAUCUUGCGGUUCGUUUGGAGCCCAUUAUUCUUGAGCUUGAGCGCGAACAAAGCGAUCUCUUGAUCAUUGCUCAUGAGUCUGUUCUUCGCGUCUUAUACGCAUAUCUCAUGCACUGCUCUACUACCGAGAUCCCAGCCCUCAGCUUCCCGCGUGAUGAGAUCAUAGAAAUCAUCCCUGCUGCAUAUCAAAACGAGGCGAAACGCAUCCAUAUUCCUGGACUUGACCCUGUUCUGCCAAACUCGCCGGAUGGUAUGAAACUGCUUGCAGCUGGAGGUAGUCUGCCUCAGAGUGGUGCUGCAGCAAGCCGACCAGAGAGCUUGCCUGCUAGUGGGCAGCUGACUCCGUUGGCAGGGGCUUUGUUGGAUUCUGAGAGGCCGCCUGAACGAGUGGUGAACCUGGCAAAAGAGAUGGUAGCUGACAAGGUGGAUGAUGAAGAUUGAUAGAAUAGCGUGUCAGUCAUGAUUAUAGACUGCAUAACUUGAUAUAGAUAUGCAUAGAACACAUUUGGCAUGAUAAUUUCAAUACCCUGGCUCUGUUCAUUUCGAUCAUAAUAGUGAAGUUCUGGUCAAACCCAUGGACAACGGCAACAACAAAGCGAACUGGUCGCAGCAUCCACUGUCCACGUCAUGCACGGACCCGUGCUACACCUCGUGCCAUUCAUGCAUUUGGACGGGAACAGAAAUAGGGGCGUUGGUGGCGUGACCAAUUAUACUUAGAUUGGCGAGGCACCGUUGUUGGCUGUCUCAUGUGCGACGUGAUGGCCCUGCUAGGAUAGCCAGGUACGCUUCUGUAGUCCGUUGAGUUUGCCCGAUUGUGGCACAUGGCUGAAGAACAGAUAUUGAACAUUGAAAUACACUAUUCCCAGGCUCAAUAUCCGUGGGCAAAAGCAACUUGCAUCUGACUUUCUGCGCCAAUUCACGCCAGAGCCUCGUUU
[Torrubiella] hemipterigena is the source of this 2634-nucleotide messenger RNA. The record is from the annotation of a GenBank genome assembly. Lineage: Eukaryota; Fungi; Ascomycota; Sordariomycetes; Hypocreales; Clavicipitaceae.